This is a messenger RNA of Epithele typhae, 447 nucleotides long. RefSeq lists its product as uncharacterized. Lineage: Eukaryota; Fungi; Basidiomycota; Agaricomycetes; Polyporales; Epitheliaceae. The record is from RefSeq and is a predicted model, not a curated record. The transcript has 2 exons. The coding region runs from base 1 to 447 and encodes 148 amino acids.
AUGACCAUCCCCGAGUUCUCUCUCCGCCUCCAACAAGGCAUCGCCGGUGGCUUUGCCCCGCCCACACCCAGCGCGAUCGUCACGAUCACGGGGAUCCCGGCGCAGAACCUGCUCAACAUCACCAGCGCCGUGCGAGCCGACGGCUCGCCUUCCCUCCAGGACGCGGCCCCCAAGUCGAUCUCUGCCCAGGACGCUGGCACCGCCGCGCUCGUGACCGAGCUCCGCGACAUUCUCCAGUCCCUCCCUAUGGAGUUCCCACCUGGGAGCCAGGACAUUUACGGUCUCGACACCAGCAUCGCCUUCGGCUCCGACGACUUCAUGUGGUGCAAUGGCGGUCCUCAGGGCUGCGGUGGUGGUGUCUCCGACGUUCAGGCCACCGACGAGCAGAAGGCAAAGUUCAAGCGCGCUGUAGAGAUCGUCAAACAGCUUCAGACGAAGGACGCUUAG